Bemisia tabaci is the source of this 3912-nucleotide messenger RNA. Its product is annotated as lethal(2) giant larvae protein. Gene Ontology annotation, molecular function: GTPase activator activity; myosin II binding; syntaxin binding. Gene Ontology annotation, cellular component: plasma membrane; cytoplasm; cortical actin cytoskeleton. Lineage: Eukaryota; Metazoa; Arthropoda; Insecta; Hemiptera; Aleyrodidae. The record is from RefSeq and is a predicted model, not a curated record. Gene Ontology annotation, biological process: Golgi to plasma membrane transport; regulation of Notch signaling pathway; establishment of spindle orientation.
CAAAAGAUUCUAACGGCACACCUUCAUCAACACAAUACAAUCAAUGCUCUCUGUUCUUUUCUUUCUCAUCGAUUGAAUUAAAAUUUGUUUUUCUCCAAUGAUCGGAAAGUUAUUUAAAUUCUCCAUGUUCACGUGGUUAAAGUUCUCAUAAGUGUCCAUCCAGUUGUUCGAUAAAAUGCUGAAGUUCAUAACUAAGGGGAAAGCUCCUCAGCCCACUGCUGAGCAGCAGAGACUCCAAAAGGAUUUAUUUGCCUAUAGAAAAACCAUUCAGCAUGGAUUUCCAAAUAAACCCACUGGACUAGCUUGGGAUCCUGGCCUUAGUUUAGUAGCUAUUGGAACAACAACUGGAGCGAUCAAAGUUCUAGGAAAACCAGGAGUUGAAUUUUAUGGUCAUCAUCCCAGCUCUGACCAUGCUGUCACAAAAUUAGUGUUUAUACCUAAUGAGGGUCGCUUGGUUUCUUUGUGUGAUGACAAUUCUCUGCAUUUGUGGGAAAUAAAUAAAACACUUUUGGUGGAAGUUAAAGCACAAGUGUUGGAAGGAAAAUUAAAGAAAGUUUCAGCCAUAAUUGUCCAGUCCACGAAAGAACAUGUCUUACUGGGGACAGAAGGAGGAAAUAUUUAUCUUCUCAAACUUCCUUCGUUUGAAGUAUCAGACACAGUCAUUUUUCAGGAUGUUGUUGUCCAGAAUGUUGCAGAGACUUACAAAAUCAACCCAGGAGCUGUUGAGGCAAUUGCGGAACAGCCUGGCGACCCAGAUACCAUAUUGAUUGGUUACAACCGAGGUCUAAUGGUGUUAUGGAACCUGAAAGAGGCAGCUCCUGUCAAGUCAUUUAUCUGUAAUCAAGACUUGGAGAGUAUUUGUUGGCAUGAAUCUGGAAAACAAUUUAUAUCCUCUCACAAUGAUGGCAGCUACGCUCAAUGGGAUGUGGACUCCACGGAAGGACCAAUUGAGCAACCAACAACAGUGUAUGGACCGUUCCCAUGCAAAGCUAUUCCUAAGAUUUUGUGGAAGUCAGCAUUUCAAGAGCCGCAUGAUGACAUGUUAAUAUUUAGUGGUGGAAUGCCUAGAGCCAGCUAUAGUGAUCGGUACACCAUCACAGUUCAAAGGGGAACAAAGAAACAUGUCACUUUUGACUUUACCUCGAAAAUUGUAGAUUUUUUUACAAUCGAUGCAACGGAUGAUGAAAAAGGUGUCACAACAUUGAUAGCUCUGGCGGAAGAAGAGAUUGUUGGUAUCGACUUAACCAAGGAAGAUUGGCCCAUGUUAAAUCUCCCUUACCUUGUUUCUCUCCAUGCUAGUGCUGUUAUAUUCUCUACUUACCUAUCUGAUGUUCCUCAGUCAUUGUGGAAUGACAUCAUUAGUGUCGGGAAAGUGCAAACAGAAGGACUCUACUCAGAUUCUGAGUGGCCCAUCAAAGGUGGUGUAAUAGAAGAAGAAAAAGGUGGCGUCUCUCAUCGAGAUCUCCUUCUAACCGGACAUGAAGAUGGCUCUGUCAGAUUCUGGGAUGCUGGUGGAGUUGCUCUUGUGCCCUUGUACACAUAUAAAUCAUCCCAGUUAUUACGCAGUGAGGAAGAUGUUGUUUCCAUGAAUGGUGAUGCUGCAGAGGAAGAAGAAGAAGAGUGGCCGCCAUUUAGAAAAGUUGGGUGUUUUGAUCCUUACUCUGAUGAUCCUAGACUGGCAGUCAAGAAGGUUUCCCUCUGUGCUGUAUCUGGAACACUGGCAGUUGCUGGAACAUCUGGUCACAUUAUCAUAGCUAAACUCUCGCUCACAGCAGCUGAAAAUUCUAAAAUCAAGGUACGGACUGUAAAUUUGGUCAGUGAUCGAGAUUCAUUUGUAUGGAAAGGCCACGAAAAAUUACCAUUAAAAGGCAAAUUGGAAGAUGGAGCAACUACAAUUUCGGUGGCACCUGGAUUCCAACCGUGUUCAGUCUUACAGUUACACCCACCGGCAGCGAUCACUGCACUAGCCCUCCACGCAGACUGGAAUUUGGUCGCUGCAGGCACAGCUCAUGGCCUAGCUAUGUACAAUUUUGCAACUCACUCCCCAGUAUUAAGUAAAUGUACUCUAAAUCCAAAUAGUAUAGCUUUGGCUGGUGAUGCACCUAUUUCUAGAAGAAAAUCCUUCAAAAAAUCUUUAAGGGAAUCUUUUCGAAGGCUGCGAAAAGGCCGACAUUCCAUGAGGCAAUCGCCCGAGAAACGGAAAAUUCCUCCUCCUGUUAAUCAAGUUCCUGUUGAUAGAAGAAGUGCUGAAUCUGGUGGUAUACAAGUAGUUCAAGUUGAUUCAAAACCUGUUGAAAGAGCCAUAGAAGCAAGGCCAGCCGAUGAUGGUUUUGGAAGUAUGGUUCGGUGUCUUUAUUUCGCAAAUAGUUUUAUAAUAAGUAUGCAACACUCAACCCCCAUGCUGUGGGCUGGUACCAAUAAUGGUACUGUAUAUAUUUUUACCAUCACUUUACCUCCACGGGCAAGACGGAAUGAAGACAAAGUAUUGUGUCAACUUGGUAAAGAAAUUCAGCUGAGGCAUCGUGCUCCCGUAGUGGGUAUUUCUAUAGUGGAUGGAGCCAAUAAGCCUUUGCCUGAACCAUUUGAAGUCGAAAAGGGCUUGUGCAAGCCUGUAGAUGUAUCUGCUCCUCAUAGAGUUAUUAUAGGGUCUGAAGAACAAUUUAAGAUAUUUGCUCUCCCGAGUUUGAAGCCAUUGUGCAAACUAAAACUAACAGCUGUUGAAGGUGCUAGAGUUAGGAAGAUGUCUUUAGCGUCAUUUUCUACGCCACAUCAUGCUGAAACAUGUCUGUUGUGUCUGACUAACCUUGGAGAGUGCAUAGUAUUCAGUGUACCAGAGCUGCGGCGGCAAAUCAACGCAGCAGUAAUUAGGAGAGAAGACAUAAAUGGAAUAUCCAGUCUAGCAUUUACAAGGCACGGUGAAGGACUAUACCUACACUCAAGCAGCGAAUUGCAGCGAGUUACACUCUCUGCUUCACGGAUUACCGUUCCCCACUGCAGUUUAAAACUAGGCGUAUCCAGUGAAGAAAAUUCUCCCGUGAAAAACACUUCUCUCUCACCAGCACUCCCACCAGCCACUCCACCGCCAGUCAUAACCAAUGGAAUUUCGGAAGAUGAUGGUGACGCCGAUGAGGAGGACGAAGAUAAAAAAGAAAUAAAAGAAAAUGGCAUAACGGACACUACUAGCAGCAGUCAUGACCUGAGCUCUGUGGGUGAUAUCACAAUCGAUUCAGUUCGAGAUCAUUUGACAAACACCAGCCUAUGAAAUUGAACAUUUUUGAAAAUUGGAAAAUUCUUUGAUUCAUAAUCUUUUCUCCUUGAUGGGUCGCUAAAAUAGGAAACUGUCAAAUUCCAUGAGAGUGCAUACGCCAUAAAAACUGUUACUUAAUUCAUUUAAGCUGAAAGUGUAAAAACGUGUAAAUAUGUAAGAAUCUCCUCAACUUAACGAUAGGAAGUUCAAUUUUCAUAAUUUCAUCAAAUCGACUGCCGCGCUGUUUUCCAACUCAUUUCUUUUUUCAUUUAUCUCCGUCUUGCAUUUAAAUUGCAGUUAUUAGUCAUUUGAAUUUCCCAAUCAUACGAAACAUACCGUUUAGUUUUUAUGCACAUAAUUCCUCGCUCAUCACUAUUUUUAUCAGCCUUGGAAAUGGUAUUACCGUAAGUCAUACUGAUCUAUUGGUCAGCUUGGCAGUCAGUGUGUCCAUCAUAUGUUGGAUGAAUGAGUUCCAGAACCGAUAAUUUUUAACUUCUCAGUUCUACAUUCUCAAAAUGUCUCUCACUAGAUCUCUUUGCCUGUAUUAUUUUUAGUAUUCAGCUGUAAAAACUUGUCUUAUCGAUUAUGAAACUCAAUGUGCAAUGUUCAUCACUUGACGAGACUUCAACUCAAGGAAUACUUAAAUAAAUUUUUGUACUUAAAUA